Messenger RNA from Protopterus annectens (West African lungfish), 3540 nucleotides. Its product is annotated as sorting nexin-12. The record is from RefSeq and is a predicted model, not a curated record. Gene Ontology annotation, cellular component: retromer complex; early endosome membrane. Lineage: Eukaryota; Metazoa; Chordata; Ceratodontiformes; Protopteridae. Gene Ontology annotation, molecular function: phosphatidylinositol-3-phosphate binding. Gene Ontology annotation, biological process: endocytic recycling; late endosome to Golgi transport. The transcript is spliced from 4 exons. Bases 215 to 703 code for a protein of 162 amino acids.
AAGUCUCCUAAUGUCGACGUUAUGCUAAAUGCGGGCCUUACUGUCGUAGUGCGUGUAGUAAGCUGAUUGCGGAGCAGUAGUUGUCAUUUCCCAUCAGGCUCCGCGUUAGCAGGAACGGUGGCUGUAGCCCCAUACUCGAAGAAGCUGUGUAAAGCGGCUGUUGUAGGGGAGGGAGUGGCAGUGUUGCCGGUAGAUAGUACGUUAAAUAAACGGGAUGACUGAGCCGACGGUGGCGGACACUCGCCGCCUGAACUCAAAACCGCAGGACUUAACAGAUGCUUAUGGGCCGCCUAGUAACUUCCUUGAGAUUGACGUGUUUAACCCGCAGACAGUUGGUGUUGGUCGUAGUCGUUACACAACUUACGAGGUCCGCAUGCGGACUAAUCUUCCAAUCUUCAAACUGAAGGAGUCUUGUGUCAGAAGAAGGUACAGUGACUUUGAAUGGUUAAAGAAUGAACUAGAAAGAGACAGUAAGAUUGUAGUGCCUCCACUCCCUGGGAAAGCAUUAAAAAGACAGCUACCGUUCCGAGGGGAUGAAGGUAUAUUUGAAGAUGCUUUCAUUGAGGAAAGAAGACAAGGAUUAGAACAAUUCAUUAACAAGAUUGCAGGGCAUCCACUGGCACAGAAUGAGCGCUGUCUACAUAUGUUCUUACAAGAAGAAACCAUCGAUAGGAAUUACAUACCGGGAAAAGUACGCCAAUAGAAAAGCCUGGCAAUACUACCACCUUCCUUCAUUCCACCCCUUUUCCUGCAUAAAUGACAUUUAUUUUUACACUAAACAUAUAUCUUAUCUAUAACCUACUUUCAUGCCUAGAUAUGUUUCAAGUCUACAACGAUCAAGCCUUUUAUAAGUUGCUGGCAGUAUUAAUUUUUUUUCUGUUUGACAUCAGUUGUGAAUACUGUGGGUUUUUCAGUUGCUAAAACCUUAAGUGGUGGGUUUUUGGAAGAUGGGUGUUUCUUUGCCUCAAAAUGGAGUCUGAAAACCAGAGCACAGAUGAGUAAAGUUUGUACUGUAGGAACUUUACAGAUUCAGCAUUGCAAGUGCAGUAAUCGAAAAUGCAAAACACUACCAUUUCAGUACACGCAAGUGCUACUGAUUUCCACGGUUUCUGAACAUGACUGAUUUUCUUGCCAUUUUCUGUUUAAAGGAUCCUCAGUUUCUUUACAAAUACAGUUGGAUUUGUUGUAACAGCACUUCUCAGAUAUGUUGAAUUUAACUUUUUUGAGGACACACCAAGACCCCUUAAUUGUACAUUUGCAAAGUACAUUGCAGUGCAGUACCAGAGCACGUUUUCUUGGCUACAGCUUAUAGAAGGGUAGUGGACAGCAUGAAUAUGGAUCUGAUACAGAAGCAGAGUUGCUCGUUGCAUGCAUAGUGCUAAAGGAAUUUGACUGUCAUGCUAGGUAAAGUCAAUCACUUAAAUAUGAACAUGUUUACAUGUCUUUGCAUCCCACUAAAAGGCAUAUAUAAUAGUGGUUCAGUGCACUUGCACUGUGAUGAGCUGAAAGCUUUUAACCUUUGUGUUUCUGCAUUUGAUGUGCCCAACACACAGGAAUGUGGGUGUGUUGUCUUUUGUUUGUUCAUAUUUAAUCGAAUGUGGUUGACAGCUUUGUUACUGGACAUUCCAAGAGAAAAUGGUACUAGUUGAAUUGAAACUUACAGGCCUGAAGAAAAUUUUUUUAGUCCAUUACUGUCAUUGGUCUUGUGUGAUUUAGUAGAAGUGAGAUGCAUUUCUUUAGUUUUGUCUUUGUGAAACUUUAUGUAUAAAGCUAUGGAAAGUACUAACUUUUUUACAGUAUAUCUCGUAUUUUGUCAAACAAGCAAUGCAUGCCUGUCUUAAGGGUAAAGUAUUCACCAGCUGCAGGAAUGCGACACAUCUUCAGUGAUUUGCACAUUAAAUUUCAGUUUAAAUCCAGUAGAUGUGGAUUUAAACCCAACAACAGAACAAAUACAGCAGCACCAUAACAUCUAGUUUGUAUUCACUUAUCCCAGACUUCUGUUUUCACAGUGUAACCCUUUUCAGGAGAGAAUUGGUAAUGUCCUUUCAUUUAUAUAAAAUUGUAACAGCCUGUCACAGUGACUGUGCAAGUGUACAUUAGCUUUUUUUUUUUUUUUUUUUUUUGUUUAAAAAAAAAAAAAGGUACAGUUUCAUAAAGCCUUUUUUUUACAAGGGCUGCCAUUGCAGCAAGUAUGCUUUCAGUUUAAUUGUGUUUUAAACAUUGGUGUUUACAGUUUGACAUCUUGACAAAAACUGUAGCCUCUGAAGUAAAAUAUGGUGCUGGUAUGUUUUCCUGUUUAGUUAUAACAAGAACUUCUAUUUGUUGAAGUGACAUUUAUUUAUUUGUCCAUUAGCACUUAAAAUUUGGCACUAAGCACUUGCUGAAAACUCUCCUCAGUCUGCUCCCAUGUGUUUCUCCUCAUGGGGAUAUGGGCACCUGCAGUUCAUGUGGGAUGCAGAAUUUCUACCUUCCUUAAAACAGGUUGCAUUGCAUUGUGUAGCUGCCAUUGUUCUAAACUGGGGCAGUCUUGGUCAACCUCAGAGGCAGUUUCUUUACAGUUCAUUACCUUUCAAGGUUUAUACAAGAAGAGCUGGCUGAGCAGUUGCUUCCUUCAGCUACUGCAAGUAAGAGAGGGGUCUGUACUGUUCCAAAGUAUCGAUGCACAUCGAGUGCUGGACGCUUUGGGUCACUUAAGUUGUGAUACAGAAAUUCUAAAAUGGUAAGUCAAAAAGAGAAGAAAGGGCAGGCACCUUUUAUAGCAUUACAAAAAUUCAGUUCAUUGUGAAGUUGUAAGAGUGCAAGUUGGUCUGUUUGCAGUCUAAUCCAUUUUGCAGCUCACUUUUCAUGACAGAAUUUGGGAGCCAUAAGUCAGAGUAAUUUAGUAAGACUUUUUUUGUAUGAGUACUAAAGAUCUUGUUAUCAUAAGCCUCUACUGUGUUUGAAUCCCUUGGCAAAUAGCUGAACAGAUUGCUAGUUAUACAGCAUGCAUCACUUGGAUGGUGUUUAGUCUACACGGUGGUGAAUUCAUUGUCAUGUCAAGGCCAGUUUUUGCACGCCCUUUGUUGUAGCAGGACUUCUGUAUGCACUGAUGAAGCUAAUUGCAAAACAUAACAGAUUUUUUUUGAACUAUGUGUACAUGUUGGUUUCUCUUCAGACCUGUAACUUGAUUUUACAUGAACUGACCAGCUGAAAAAGUAUUCCCCUCUUAAGCUGCUGUCCUAACAGAUUGAGUCACUAAGGAAGAUUCUUCUGUCGAGACCUUCUACUCUCAGGCUGAACAGUCACAUACUGAUGCUUUCCUGCUUAAUGUAUUUUUCAGUAAUUGCUGUUACUGCAUCUCUCUGUGAAGCUGCCUUUUUGUUAUGUCUGGAUCCCAGGCUCACAGGGUGACUGCUGUGAAUGUGAAAAAAACCCUCCAGACUUCAAUUUACUAGAUGGUGUCUGAAAAAUGUCUAUAAAUCAUGUUCAUAUUAAACCACUGUGGAAAUAGUCUUGAAGGUGUCGCUUAUUGUAAUUUAGUAAACUUCAGACUGAUCUAAA